AUGGCGACUACCCGUCCCCAGUUCUACCCCAACACACUACAACCCGCCGAAAUAAACAAAGACAGCCUCGAAAACACGCUGAGAGAGUUACAAUUGGCAAUCAAUAGAGGGGUAGAUGCCAUUCGAAAGAACUCAAAGCGCCCGACUGACCCCUCGGAGCAUGGCAAUAUGUACUCUGGGAUAUCAGGCAUAGUCCUCACCCUUCUCCGACUAGAACGCCAAAAAUCAUCCAUUGUUGGACAAAAUGAAGACGCUGCAGGCUCUGGAUUUGGCAAACUAGCGCUUGACCUGUUGAUUCCGACACCGUCUGAAAUCACUUUGUCAGAUGGGCGUAACUCUCCAAUUGGAUCUGGACUGGGCCCGGUAAUAUCGAGGAUCCUGGCCGCAUGCGAAGAGCAGAACCUCCAGCUUGGAAGGGGAGUCGCUGUUUUGGACAAAGAUGUUCAAAUUCUCCAGCAAGCCGUGGAAGGCGCAACAAAACAUGGCAAUGUGAUUUUAUUCAGAGGCCACAAUCUCGGCGCUGAUGAACUGCUGUUUGGACGAGCAGGACUGUUAUGGGCGGCGCUCACGAUCCAAAGGCAUUGUGUUGAGGAGAAGGCAAAGACUACGAUGAGACCACUUCUCGAGCCGAUUCUACACCAUGUACCGAAGCUUGUCGAUACCAUCCUUGCGGCUGGCAUUCAGGGCUCGCAAGACUUCGAAAAACAGCACAGUCGAAAAGCCCCAUUGCCCCUGAUGUGGCCGUGGUUGGGCGAUCAUUACGCGCUGGGAUCAGUACACGGCAUUGCUGGAAUUAUCUCCAUCUUGCUAGCAUACGAUGUAUCCCUUCUCUCUGCACAAAAAGAAGACUACCUCGACCUGAUCGCAGAUACUAUCAAUGGCCUCUGCCAAAUCUGCAUAGAAAACGACGGGCAUCUGCCCAUGUCCAUACCGCCAAUGCCAAGCUCCGAACAACGCUCUUCGCCUAUUCUCCAGCUGUGCCAUGGAAGCCCUGGGAUUCUGGUGCUACUAGGCGCCGCCUAUCGGAACCCAUUCUUCUUGAACAAAUUCUGGAGACCCGAAUGGGAAACCGCACUACACCUAGCCACCGAACGGAUCUGGAAAGAAGGUCUAUUGUCCAAGGGCGGGAAUUUAUGCCACGGAUUGACGGGCAACAUAUGGCCUCUCCUUCCUUUCCAUGAUAUAUACGACAAUAACUCAAUCUUCCAAACAGAGGUGAGACGGCAAAGACUAGCCGAACUCGGAAAAGCAGUCACCCCUACAACCAAAAACGAGAUCUUGUCUAGCGACUACUUCCUCUCUCGCACCAUACCUUUCAUGAUGCUCACUCGCGAAAGCCCGCCGUAUAGCGAGAUCGCUGGCCUGAAGCCAUCGUUUGAUUUCCGCGCCCCGGACCGCCCGUACUGCCUAGGCGAGGGUCUGGCUGGGGAGAUCUGUGCAUGGGCAGAGACAUGCGCUGUUAUCAAGGUUCGGUUACGCAAGAUGCAGCUCGAGGAAUGGGAGGCUUCUGGUUGUGUUGACCAUGACGAGGAUCUCAUAAAGUAUUCAUCGCAGCAGCUUGGGUUGCCACUCUUUGAGGUCAACGGGCCCGCCAUACAUGUUUAA
This is a messenger RNA of Talaromyces rugulosus, 1605 nucleotides long. RefSeq lists its product as uncharacterized. Gene Ontology annotation, biological process: peptide modification; carbohydrate metabolic process. Gene Ontology annotation, cellular component: plasma membrane. The record is from RefSeq and is a predicted model, not a curated record. The transcript has a single exon. The coding region runs from base 1 to 1605 and encodes 534 amino acids. Lineage: Eukaryota; Fungi; Ascomycota; Eurotiomycetes; Eurotiales; Trichocomaceae.